Messenger RNA from Hevea brasiliensis (rubber tree), 2467 nucleotides. Its product is annotated as SH2 domain-containing protein A. Lineage: Eukaryota; Viridiplantae; Streptophyta; Magnoliopsida; Malpighiales; Euphorbiaceae. Gene Ontology annotation, biological process: regulation of transcription by RNA polymerase II; signal transduction. The record is from RefSeq and is a predicted model, not a curated record. The transcript is spliced from 12 exons. The coding region runs from base 167 to 2266 and encodes 699 amino acids. Gene Ontology annotation, molecular function: RNA polymerase II cis-regulatory region sequence-specific DNA binding; DNA-binding transcription factor activity, RNA polymerase II-specific.
CACGUCACUCGCUAAAGAAAACUUUGUCGGGAGUCUUCUUUUAGAGAGAGAAAGCUGGAGAAGAGCUGGAGAAACUAGAGAGAGAGAGAGAGAGAGAAUAAAAAAAAAUUUAGUUUUUUUGUUAUUGGAUUUGUUUCUUUGUGAUCAAGAAUCCCAAAUAGGAACUAUGGGUGGUAAUGCGAUAAGCACUAAAGAUUACACUUUGCUUAAGGAUUUUAGAAUGGAGAUUGAAUUAAAAGGAGGGAAUUUCUCUUUCUCUUUCUGGGUUUACAUCAUUGACUCCACUACUGCAUUUCCUGCUACAAUCAUUAGUCAGGUUUAUUCAGAUAUCACCAGCAGUGCUCCUUUUAUUGCUCUAGAUGAAAAUAAGUCAAUGACGCUUUUACCAUUGUCUCUCCUAUGCAAGGAAGCUCCUGAUCCUACUAGUUCUACUUUAUUGACAGAAACUUCACAUGCAUCAAUGAAGAAUGAGUUUCCUCUGGAAAAUUGGGUUCAUGUUGGAUGUGGGGUUUUUACUGAUGUAUUUCGACUUCACAUUAAUGGGGAAAUUGUAGGAGAAUGUUCUCUCUCUUCUUCAUUCAACAAAUACUCUAUUUCAAAUGGCUUCAGGAAGAUAACCUUAGCCGGUGCUAGUGGAGAUGAUGGUUUGCAGGGUUAUGUCUACAAUGCAGAAGUCUUGACUUUAAGUUUGUCUAUUAAGGAUCACUAUUUUAAGGACCCGCCUUUACAAUUAUCCAUUGAUGACUCAUCUACAUCUGAUAUUGAAGAAGGAAUUGAUGGGAUUUGGAGUAUUGUUGGUGGCAAGGCUUCUUGUCGCAGGAUUUUUUCUUUAGAUGUUGUUUUAUCAAAUGCAAUUAGCCAGGCUAUAGACAAGGAAGUGGAGGUUGUUGCUUCACUUUUAUAUUCUGACAACGGCUUACCUGUUGAGAAGACAUCUGAUGAUGAAGCUCCCCUUUUAAUAAGCUAUGAUGGGAUUGAAUUUGCUGCUUCUGAUAGACCAAGUAAAUUAUUGCAUGGUCGUGCCUCCUUUAAGCUCAAAAUAUCUCAGGUGCUCUCAUCCAAGUGCGAUAAUAGGCUAUUCUGUAUUAAAUUUGAAAUGCCUGAAUUUGGGGGGUACCAUUUCCUUCGGACAUUUUCUCGUCCAAUUCGUUGCAUCUCUCGGAGUCGUAACCCUCGACCAUCCUCUCUUACAUGGAAAAGACCAACCUCUGCCAGUUAUUCUCUCAAUGGGUCAACAGAAUUUAAGCACAAUUCUGUCCAUGAAAUAAAACCUAGUCCAUCAUCAAAGCGGGUCAAAUUGGGUCAGGAAAAUACAUUUGCAGUGGAACGACAGGAUGAGGAAUGCAAUUCUCAUGCUUGGACUGCUAAUCAGGUUGAAAAUGCACUAAGGUCAAAGUUUGAGGGUAGUUCAGAAAACCCUGAAGAAAUAGGCAACUCAACAUUUGAUUCAGAGAGUAACGAGGAAAGAGAUUCAGAUUUCAAGGUUGUGUCAAGCAGUGGCUAUUCAAUUUCGGACUUGACUGUCUUUAAAUACUGCUUGGGAGGCUUGACUGAUAGAGCUCUUCUGCUAAAGGAGGUUGCAACCUCUGCCUCUGAAGAAGAUCUUUUGAGAUUUGCAAAUGAGGUUUCUCUAUACUCGGGGUGUUCCCACCACAGGCAUCAAAUAAUGAUUGCCAAGAGAUUGAUAAUGGAAGGAACCAAAGUUUGGAAUUCAAUUGCACAAAACAACCGUGCUGUUCAUUGGGACAAUGUGGUUUUUGAGAUUGAAGAGCAAUUCAUGAAGAUUGCUUGCUGCAGUAGCAGAUCGCUCAUGGAACAGGACUUUGAGCUUUUGAGAAGAAUUGCUGGAUGUCAAGAGUAUAUUGCCCAAGAAAACUUUGAAAAGAUGUGGUGUUGGUUAUACCCUGUUGCUUUUACCCUGUCAAGAGAUCGGAUAAACACAAUGUGGAAUUUUACGUCGCCUAAGUGGAUGGAAGGAUUUAUCACAAAGGAAGAAGCAGAAUUAUCACUUCAAGGUCCUAGAGGCCUUCAAGAGCCUGGAACUUUUAUAUUGCGGUUUCCAACUUCAAGGAGCUGGCCUCACCCUGAUGCAGGUAGCUUAAUUGUGACCUAUGUUGGCAGCGAUUACACUGUUCACCACAGGCUGCUUUGCCUUGAUUAUACCUACAGUUGUCAGGAAGGCUCGACGAAUGUGAAAUCGCUACAAGAAAUGCUAUUGGCGGAGCCUGAGCUCUCUCGAUUGGGAAGGACGAUAAGAAGUAAAUAGCUUUGCUGGGAUGUGGCAAUGGUAGCAUAUCUUACUAUUUUGGUUUCCAUCCUCUCAGAGAAGGAUGGUGUUUUGGUGUUUCUUUAUCAUGUAUAUGUGCAAUUUUUCUGUUGCAUCAAUUAUUCAUUAAUCAGCAGGUUAUAAUGUUAAGCAUAGUUUGUUUCAAGGAAAAAUAAUUUGUUUAUAAUUUUUUUUAGGAAA